Molecule: messenger RNA, 1665 nt
Organism: Theobroma umbraticum
Lineage: Eukaryota; Viridiplantae; Streptophyta; Magnoliopsida; Malvales; Malvaceae
Source: RefSeq, a predicted model, not a curated record
AUGGGAUGUGAGACAGCAAAACAAGCCUGGAAUAAACUUGAAGAGGAGUUUUUAGGGUAUGCCAGAAACAAGCAGAUUCGACUUCAGAACCUUAGAAGGCAAUAUGAAUUACUAAGGAUGAAAGAAAGUCAAAUGGUACAGGAGUUCAUUGAUGCUGUGAUGAAGGUUGUAAAUCAAAUUCGAUUGUUGGGAGAAACUUUAUCUGAUGCUAAGGUUGUGGAGAAAGUUCUUAUAAGUUUGCCUGAAAGAGUGAAGAUUGGAAAUGGAAUGUACUUGAAUGCUGUUGGUAGAGGAACAGUGGGCAGACAAACUCCAUCUGGUCAGAGGUAUGUUGAUGAUGUUCUUUUAGUUCCAGACAUAGCACAGAACUUACUUAGUGUAGGACAGAUGAUGGAAAAACAUUAUACACUGAUGUUUAAAGAUAGUUUUUGCACUAUUUAUGAUCCAUCAGGAGAUCUAUUGAUGAAUGUGCCAAUAAGAAAUAGGUGUUCUCAUGUUAAUUUAAAUGACACACCCAUGAAAAUUAGCUCGAGCAACAUUGAUAUAUCUUCACUUUGGCACAAGAGAUUUGGCCAUUGUAGCUACAAUUAUCUGAAUCAACUAUAUUCUCUGAAGUUAGUUGAGAGGCUACCUAAGCUAAGCAUAUCAUCAUCAGUUUGUAGUGUCUGCAAGUCUGGCAAACAGACCAAAGCUUGCAACACAGCUGUUUAUCUACUCAACAAGUUACGUACAAAGGCUUUGUCAAGAACAACCCCUUAUGAAGCUUGGUACAAUAGUAAGCCUUUAGUUGAUCAUUUCAAGGUAUUUGGAAGUCUCUGCUAUCAUGAAGUUCCUAAGCCUUACAAAACCAAGCUUGAUUCCAGAUCCGAGACACCAAUUUUCAUUGGCUACAGUGAGCAGUUCAAAAGACUUGAAAAACAACAUGUGAUUGGAGUGAAGUGGAUCUUCAGAAAGAAACUUAACUCUGAUGGUACCUUAAACAAGUGCAAGGCAAGACUUGCUGCCAAAGGUUAUUCUCAGCUACCAGGUGUUGAUUUCCUACAUACUUUUACACCAGUAGCUAGGUUGCAUAAGGCUUUGUAUGGAUUGAAGCAGGCUCUUCGCACCCAGAACAGCAAGAUUGAUGUUUAUUUACAAAGUCUUGGAUUUGAGAAGAGUUCUAAUGAAGCUACUCUGUAUUACUUCACUCAAAAGGCCAAGCUCAACUGCAAGUCUAUUUCCACUUCACUUGUAGACAAUGAAAAGUUGACUGCAAAUGAUGGAUGCAAACUCAAGGAUGCUACUUGCUAUAGAAGUCUAAUUGGAAGUUUACUCUACCUCUGUUCAACUCGACCUGAGUUAAUGUAUUCAGUUAGCCUUCUAUCUAGGUUCAUGAGAGAGCCCUCUGACAUUCAUUUUGAUGCAGCUAAACGCAUUCUCAGAUAUCUGAAUGGCAGCAUUCAUCAUGGUCUGUUUUUUGGAAGAUUGAAUGAGAUUAAUCUAUUUGGAUAUUCAGACAAUGACUGGGCAGGGAGUGCUGAUGACUCCAAAAGCACAUAUGGUUAUAUUUUCUCCUUAGGCAAUGGAACUAUCUCCUGGAAUUCACACAAGCAAGCUGUGACUGCACAAUCAUCAGCUGAGGCAGAGUAUAUAGCAGCCGAUGCUACUACUAAUCAAGCUAUUUAG